UUCAGAUUUACAGAAGAUGAAGAAGCAGAAGAGGAUGAUUCUAAUCUAAGACGAGCAAAAUCUAUGGAUAUCAGUUUUCCGAUAAAAAGAAGAUCAAAAAGUGCAGACAGACAGUCAGCACGGCAAUCUCUGAACCAAUCAGAUAGUGGCGUUUCAACUGUCCGGGAUUCUUGCGAACCAGACGAGAAUUGGGAUAUGUCCCCUCACAGCCCUGGAAAUCGUCACGAGAGUGAUGAGGGUGAUGAUGAGGAGGACGAUGGCAGGGACACCCAAAAGAGUAGCAGAAGAGAUUCCAGAACUCCUAGCAGGAUGAGUCGGACAUCAUCUGUACAGUCACCUAGCUUGGACAAAGUUUCCAAACUGGAAAGUAAAAAUAGUAGUGGGGUGUCAUUUCGAAUGAAAUCGUGUGCCAGCCAAGAUUCGCUUCUCGAUCCAGAAACGUUCCCCAGAAGAAAGAUUUCUGACAUCAAGAAACAACUAGGAAUUGAAGACAAACCUGCCAAUUGGACCCAUAGCUGGUCGCCAAAUCCCCGGAAAUGUUCUACUCCAAAAGAAAAACUUUCGCCUGAUGGAACUCCAGAGAAAGGCAUCAUGCCACCAACUCCUUUACCGAGGACAAAAAUGAUCACAUCAACGAUUGACAACAAAGAUAAAGAGGAAACAGACAGAACUGAAGCAAGCAAUUCAGAAUUAAAUAAUAAUUCUGUAGAAGAAAGCGAUUACGAAUACGAGCCGACUGGUCCAGCCGAACAGACAUUUAAAGUAAUAUUUGUAGGCGAUGCAGGAGUAGGAAAGUCUUCUUUUGCUCUUAGAAUUAGUAAAGGUGUAUUUGUGAGACACAUGAGUUCCACUUUAGGAAUUGAUUUUUUGAUGAGAACAAUUCGUGUGGAUGGUCGAAAUGUAGCAGUGCAGUUAUGGGACACUGCGGGGCAAGAAAGGUUUCGCAGCAUAACUAAAUCAUAUUUUAGAAAGGCUGAUGGUGUAAUGUUGUUGUAUGAUUGUACUUGCGAACAUAGCUUCUUAAACGUCAGGCAGUGGGUAGAAGAUAUAGAUGUGUCCUGUUUCUACAGCAUGAUGGCUGAAAAAACACCUUCGGGCAGGAAAGCUUCUUCCCAGAGAAUUCCAUUAAUGAUUGUUGCUAAUAAGAUUGAUCUCCGGGACAUGGCAGUGAGAACAGGUGUUACUUGUAUAAGCACGGAAGAAGGAGAAAAAUUGGCAAAAGAUUGUGAUACUACUUUUAUGGAAGCCAGCGCCAAAGACGGAUCGAAUGUUUUGCACGCUUUAGCAAAUCUUGUUCGAUCCAUGAGGACACAACAGGAACUUCAAUUGUCUGCGUCCACGAUGCAACUGUGCGAUAAAAAGGCCAAGAAAUCUGGAUCUUGCUGUGGGAAAUGAUAAGCAAUGCAUUACCGUUGACUUCUUUAUCCUUUGGCUUUGUCUGGAACGAAACAUCAGCAAAUUCUGUUAUGAGACCUAAUUUAUAUUCCUGAAUAGCAAGGAUUAAAUUAUAAGGAAUUUUGUGAGAUAUAUCAGGGGAUUAAAACCAUCUCUUUGCUUGAUGUAGCUUUUUACGACCCAGAAUAAGCUAUCAGUAUUAAAUUGUAUAUGUUACUGGUCAGCUUACUGACUUCGCAACUUCUAAUUAUUCUUUAAACUGGUUAUGGAAAUUAAGGGUUAUAACAAAGUAAUUUGAGUGGCAAAUAAAAACCAAUUAUGUUAUUAUUCUCGAAAAAAACACACUGAGAAAACGGAAAAUGCUAAAAAUUAGCGUUUAAGAAUAAGUGCUUUCAGGAUAGAAAAAGAAGGCUAAAAUUAGAGUUUUAUUUCUUAACACAGAUUUUACGUAAAAUGCAUCUAUAAUCUAGUAAAUAUGCUAAAUUAUUUCGCUGCAUUUCAUCUUUUUAAGGACCCAGAUAUUUAUCUACGAAAACCUCAAUAAUAUGCAAUGGAUAUCUUUAGCUUAAAGAUCAGAGACAUCAGAGUUUAGAUAUAUAAGAUUAGAGUUACAAGAUAAGAGUUAUAAGACCAGAGUCAGUAGAAAUCGAAGCACCUGAUUAGUUAAAAUAAAGACGUAUAUUGUGGAUGAAAACCAUAUUUCGUAAUUUGACUCACUGAUCAUCUCAAAACAUUAUUGCACAUUCAUUUUAUAAAACUGCGAUAUUUAUCAGAAAUGGAAGCAUUUAAAAUUAAUCUAAGGUAGACUAUAUUUCUGCAACGACAUGGAUAAGACUGAAACUUUAACCGGUUAAUCGAGAUAAGCUUUCAGGAUUAUUUUUUAACGAGAGACACACUUCUCUAGUAGUAAAAUUCAGCACUUAUUCAAGCUGUAGUUGGAGAUGGUUAUGCAGUUAUAUACUUUAUGUUAUUACAAAUUAGUUUUUUCAAGCUUUAAAAAAGUCUAGAACUGACUUUUGUUAAUGCUAUCAGUCUUUUUACUCGUGAUUUAGUUUCUCGGCAUAUUUUGCCAUUUUCAUCAGAUAUAUGUCUUCAUGGAAGGUCAAUGUUUUUCGUUUAAUUGCACUCGUUAAUCAUAUCACUAUCACACUAUCAUUAUAAAUUACCUAUGUUGUAUCACAUGUAUAAAAUGUCAUGGAUUCAAAUGUAAUUUGAAGGUAUUCUACAUGCUUUUUACAAUGAUGGGCCUUAAAAAUAAAGUUUUAAAAAAGCGUCAGAAGUUUCUUUUACUUUUUACAUCAAAUGUUUUAAAAUAAUGUAACGCAAUUUUAUUUCUUUAUAAACCUGAGUAAAAAUAAAGACGCUUUAUACUUUCUUAA
Stegodyphus dumicola is the source of this 2774-nucleotide messenger RNA. RefSeq names its product ras and EF-hand domain-containing protein-like. Gene Ontology annotation, molecular function: GTP binding; GTPase activity; calcium ion binding. The record is from RefSeq and is a predicted model, not a curated record. NCBI's taxonomy places the organism in Eukaryota, Metazoa, Arthropoda, Arachnida, Araneae, Eresidae.